AUGUUACAAAAUGCAAUUACUUCACUUGACAUAUUUGGUCACGAAAUAGGAUUCACCUACAAAAAUAAAAGGACUUAUUAGUCUUUAAUUGGAGGUUUAACUUCGAUCAUGUUUAAGGUAGUAAUAAUGACUUUCCUAGUACUGGAACUUAUCGAUGUAUUUCAAAGAAAAAUAUCCAUCUCUUAUUCAAAUUCAAUUAGAAAUAAUGCCAUAGAUGUAACUGAGUACAAUUUUGACUCUACAAAAUUUGAUAUAGCUUUUACUAUACAUGAGUAAAACCAAACCAUUAAUGAUAAUAUUUAAAGCUAUGUAAAUGUUAAGUUUUCUCAAAUGUAGUUUCAAUGGAGUGACAACUCGUCAUUUUAAGAGAGAUCUUUUACUUAUAACUAUAGCAGAUGUGAGUCUGGGAGAUUCAACGGAGAAAAACAGCAAACUGAUAAUUUUGAAUUGGAAAAAUAUUAUUGGUGUCCUGAUUAAUUUAAUUUCACACUUAAAGGUAGUUUUUCAUCUAAAAGCAAUUCUUACAUAGCCUUGACAUUUGAUAAAUGCAGCUAAACUUAUCUUGAUGAAUUUUAUCCAGGUAAAAAAUGUUAAUCUAAAGAUGAAUUAGAUUGA
Stylonychia lemnae is the source of this 615-nucleotide messenger RNA. Lineage: Eukaryota; Ciliophora; Spirotrichea; Sporadotrichida; Oxytrichidae. The record is from the annotation of a GenBank genome assembly.